UACAUUCAUAUUUAAAUAUAAUACUACAUUGCAAACAAAAUGAAAAAUGAUCAUAUUUAGUGCAAUAUUUAACUUUUAUUUUUAAAUGUUUAUGCUUGAAUCCAACAAAUAACUUCAACAUCUAAAUAUUCAUAUUUUGAAUCCAACCAAUUUGUUUCUUUUUUUAUAAUUAAUUCCAUAAGAAUGAUAUUAUUUGUUUUGCAACCAAAAAUUGAUCAUUUUGAUUUGAUAAUGUCGCUGGUCUUUCAGAUGAUCUUUUCCAAUACCAAUUGUACGGGGGCAACAUAUUAGUUAUGGUUUUGACAACCGUGAAAACAUGUUAUGAAAUUACAAAAGAAGAACACAUUUAGGGCCAGUGUUCAUGUGUUAUCUUCGUACGUUUUCUCCAUGGGUUGCAAUGUGGCACAAGAACCCUUCGUGUUACCACAUCAUCGAGAUGCUCAACCAUAAUCUUUGAUUUUCGUAGAUUUGGUCAACUUUUUGAGCCUUUUCUAAUCAAUUUUGACUACUACUUCAUACUGGUGGUCUUCGAGCCGAUUUUUCCCAAUACAAAUUGUACAGGGCAAUAUAUCAGUCAGUGUCCAUCUUUCUAGGGUUUGUAUUCUGGUAUGUAUUCUCCACGGCUUGCAAUGUGGCACAACCGCACAAGAAUCCUUUGUGUUAUCACAUCAUCGAGAAGCCCCCCAUAUUAUCUUUGGUGCUAUUGAGUUUGGUCAAUCAAGAUUCGUUGCUCUUAAUCUUGUUUCUUGCACAUAAAAAUACGAUCAUAUAAUGUUUUUAACAUAUUAUCUAACACAAUUUAGACAAAAGUUUUUAAUAAAAAUGGACAUAUGUUAGUUAUUAUAAACUUAAUUGAUACUUUCAUUAAAAAUCAAGGUUUUAGUCAUUGAAUUAUGCAAGUUGCAACAACCCGAAAAUUCAGUGAUCAUUUAUUAAUUUACCCUCAGAGAUUGGAGGACAGGUAGUUAAGGGAAAGAACAAUGACGUGAUUAAUAUAAUAAAAAUUGGGGAAAAUAUGAGAAAUUGAAGUGGACGGCCGGUGGAGAGAAGAAAUUACCCAGAGCCAGAAGAAAAGAAGAAGAAAAAAUACCGGAAAAAAAACAAAACCCUUAUUUUAAGGGAUUCUCUAUUUCGAUCCAAAGAAAUAACAACUAUUCCAAAAAGAUCCCCCACAAUCUCUCUCUCUCUGGCCACUAUCACCAUUCGGCUGCUUCCUGCCUGCUUUGCUUGCUGUUAUCUUGGGUUUCCUCCCGUUUCAUCUCUUCCGGGGCCGGCGGAGUUCUCAUCUGUGAGCCAAGCAAUUUCCGCCUGAGAAUACCGACGGAAAAGCUCGCCGCGGUUCACAAGUCAAGGGGGGGAAAGGAAGCGCACAGAGGGCGCUGGAGGAGCGAGGGAGCUGGAUGAAUAGAAUGGUUCUUCGCCGCCACUUCCUAAGGUCGAUCUCCCGACGAAUCUGCGUUGAAUUGACGGGUUCCAGUCCAGGCCACGACGAUUUGUCUCUUUCAGCAGCGAGAUCACUUUGAGAAUUUCAACCCCCAGCUCGGCGGCGGCCGUCGGUGUGGCUUUUUGUUUUGUUUUUUGGAUUAGCUGCGGUUCCGCGCGGCGAGCGUUCGAGUGUUCGAGAUCUCUCUUUUGAAUUCCGGAAACCAUGGCUCCAGUUCCGCCGAGAAGGACAUCUGACUCUGAAGGUGCCGGCGGAUCUCCGGACAUUGAAUCCAUCGGUUCGGGCACGAGGAGAUCGAGUAUUUCCUCAUUUAGCAAGUCUCAUCGCCGGCAGCGGGAGUUUCUCGAUAGGUUAGUGGACUGUGAAACGCUGACUUCCCAUCUCGCUGACUGGUUUGAAUCAGUCUCCGGUUCCAAAAGUCCCGCCUUUGAUGUCCCUUUCGAGCUGAUAGACCUUCAGAAGUUCGACUACGCGUUGGAAGGGGUUUCGUUUCAGCAGCUGAUUCGGAUGCCCAGUGCAGUGUACGCAUCAUCCACUUCUGAUGCUGUGGAAGCCACUGCUUUCUUAGCGGUUGAAGAUUUUCUCCACGCCGGUGUGAAGGGCUUGUGGGAGGCAUUCUGGAGUCAGGAUGAAGAGGAUGCUCCCCUGCCAUUCUCGGUGGCUUGUCUCUACAGUGAGAAUCUGAAGUUCUACCAAGCUGAGAAGGCCAUAGCGAAUGGGAAGCUCCCUGGCCUCUGUGCGACUGGUAUAUUGGUCAACAAUCCAAGACACCCACAUGGUAAAUGGGAUCAAAUUCUCGAGCUGGCCCUUCUUCGGCCUGAUAUCGGGAAUGACCCACAGCCUUCACACGCCGUGCUAGGUGAGGCUCUCUUUUAUGCUUUACGCCUGCUGUUGUCCAGGAAGCUAGGGAAAUUUCAGUCUGCUGAGAGUGUGGACACUGUCUUUGUUCUUCUUGUUGAUUCUCAGAAUGGAGGGGUAGUGAAAGUUGAAGGUGAUGUAAAUAGAUUGGAGUUUGAUGUGAAUAACGUGUACGAGAGUUGUGCCGAUUGGAUUAAAACCCAUUCUAGGAUUUCAGUCUCUCCCAUAGAUAGGAUAUGGAACAAGCUAGGAAAUGCCAAUUGGGGAGACAUUGGGGCUCUGCAGGUCCUUUUUGCAACCUUCCACUCUAUAAUGCAGUUUGCAGGGAUGCCAAAGCACUCGAUCGAAGAUCUAGCUGCUGAUCAUGGCUCUCGCCUCCAUGCAAGAAGAAUCGAGAGGCAGUUGGGGGAUAGGGAUACCGCCCGAGUUAAUGGAAAUGGAGCUUUUCGGUACCAGCAACGCAGUGUUGAACCAGAGAUUGUGGAAGUUCUGGAUGAGUCGAUUAACAACAUUGAGCCUGAAGAUCUGGCAAUGAAGUUGGAAAAUGGUUCGGUCCUGUGGUUGGAGGACCCAGACCAGCAGAAGGGUUAUCAAAUCGACGGUGUUCUGUUCAAUGGCGAACUGCAAUACUAUCUCGCCUCACCUGUAGAUGACCCUAGUAGAUCCUAUUUCCUCUACGUAGGUUCUCACCCUGCUCAGCUUGAACCUGCAUGGGAGGAUAUGAAGCUAUGGUAUCAGGUCCAAAGACAGACCAAAAUCUUGACCAUCAUGAGGCAGAAAGGCGUGUCUAGCAAGUAUCUGCCUGACCUUGCUGCUUCAGGCCGGAUUGCCCACCCAGGUCAGUGCCGGAAACCCAGCUCCGGUGGAAACUGCGAUCACCCAUGGUGCUCGACUCCGAUCCUCGUCACGAGCCCAGUCGGCGAGUCGGUAGCCGACAUGAUAAUGUCAGGAAGAUUCGGCCCAGAAGAAGCAAUCAGGUGUUGUCACGACUGCUUGUCCGCUCUUUCAACAGCCGCCUCAGUUGGAAUCAGACACGGAGACAUCCGGCCAGAGAACGUUAUAAGGUCCGGCAGCACGAGGCAGCAUCCAUAUUUCGUACUAAUCGGGUGGGGCCACGCGAUACUCGAGGAAAGGGACCGUCCAGCAAUGAACCUGCAUUUCUCGUCGACAUAUGCUCUCCAAGAGGGGAAGUUGUGUUCUGCUUCCGAUGCAGAAAGCCUCGUCUACAUGCUCUACUUCUCGUCCGGUGGGCCUCUGCCCGACUUGGACUCGGUCGAAGGUGCCUUGCAGUGGAGGGAGACGGCCUGGUCGAGGAGGUUGAUCCAGCAGAAGCUCGGCGAUGUUUCCACGGUGUUGAAAGCAUUCGCUGAUUAUGUUGACAGUCUCUGUGGGACUCCGUAUCCCAUUGACUAUGAUAUAUGGAUCAGACGGUUGAGGAGGAACUUUCGGGACGAUGAUCAUGGCAAGGAGAUCGAAUCUUCUUCGAGUUAACGAGAACGAACACUGCACACUGAACCCUUUUGAAUGAUUUUUGGCCUGCUGGCAGGGCUGUGGGUUAGGUUGGUUUGUUUAUCUUUUGAUGAUCAAAGACAAGUUUUUGUUAUAGAAUACGUUAUCUGUGUAUGAGAAUGAGAGACUCCAUGCCUGAUGAGGUUUUCUUUUGUUUCCUUUUCUUGUAAAGAAAAUGUGAGUAUUUUGUUGGAGGGUUUUUCCCAGGUUGAUGAGUUGAGUCGAUUCCUUUGCCUUUGUGAAUUAAGAAGUUCAUCUGAAAUGUUCAGUACUGGUUUUGUUUGGCGACGCUGUAACUUUUGCAAACGCAACUUCUGGUUAGAGCGAGCGAUCUUCCGGUGUUUCGUAGUAAUCGGGUUGUCAUGUGAUUCCACUUUGCUUCUUUCUUUCUUGUUGUUCAUCUUCAUCAUGUGUUGCUGUUAGACCAGUUGCUUCUCUUCUCUGCUUUCGUUUCUUCCCUCUGUCUGCGUUUGUUCCCUGUCAGUUUUUGGAUGCCUAAUAAUUAGUGGGUUAGUUAUGUUUUGGCCUCUAAUGGCUUUGUAUUGUAGCCUUUAUUCAGCUUGUACGAAUUGCAGAGCCGUUCAACAAGGAAUGAUAUAACUAGUUGGCUUUUGGUUUAUUAUUUCGUCACCUUUUUCUUUCAAAGAAACUGUACUUUUUGGC
Molecule: messenger RNA, 4474 nt
Organism: Linum trigynum
Lineage: Eukaryota; Viridiplantae; Streptophyta; Magnoliopsida; Malpighiales; Linaceae
Source: the annotation of a GenBank genome assembly